AGGUGCAGUGGUGGCUUGGGCUUGCAAGCUCAGUGGUGCUGGUCAGGAAAUGAUUCUCACACCAACUCAAGUGAAUGCUCCAUCUGAUAUAAAAAUACAUUUGGGUGGAACUGUCAAGGAAGUAACUUUCUUCUCAAGGACUGAAGAAAAAUGAUAAAAAGUCGGCGCUGGAGGAGAGAGACUUUAUAGUAUAGUUAGUUGUAUUAAAGUUGUAUAGUUUCUUGUAUUAAAUACAUAACGUACAACAUGCUAUUGAACGUCCGUCUCGUGGCAUCUGCAUUGCAGGGUAGACGGUGUUUCUAAGAAGCUUGGCUGGUUGCACAUGUGUCAAGUUUGCUGGGUGUGAAUGAGAUGAAUAAAACAAAUAUUAAUAAGUCAUACACAUUUUAUUAUUAUUAAAUCAGAAAAGCGAGAAAUACAGGAGAGGUAUUUCUAGCUUCAAGUUUUCCUGUGAGUCUGCUACACAAGUGGGAACCAGAGAACCAGACACGUUGCUACUUCAGUCGCAACCCUCAUUGCUAUGUUUGUUGUCGACUCUGAAGCGGUUUAUCAUCAACACUGUGGACAAGAACAAGCACCGUGACCUUCCUCACUAAAACCUUCAGCUUUGACAUGGGAGGCCACCGGCUCUCCUCUGGGCCUCUUCAGCUAGCCUCAUUUUAUCCUAGAUUCUCCCAAGAGUGCAGUUAUUAUUAGUGUAACGUGGCACCGCUGUUCUGAUUUAGUCCUGUGUUGUGAUGAUAUCGCAGCAAGCCGGUCAACAGAUGAGGACAUGCUGCUUGACUCCUUUACCCCGUGGUAAGUGUGAUUGGACCACGUGGCCAGGUGCCAGAGCGAGGUCCGGUUACCCUGAGAGUCCAGAAACAAGCAAAGAUUGGAGUUAUGCAACGCAUUGUCGUCUGUUUUGGGCAGCUGAAUUCAGGCAGUGCCAUGUGUUGUCUACAGUUCUGCUUACAGCCGAUCACAAACCACCGUGUUCUUAAGCCUUUAUUGAAAACUGUACAGGUGGGAGAUGACAUUUCAAGUGUUCAUUAUGUUUUCCAUAAUGGUCCAAAGUUCUUCUCAAGUCUUCUCUCAACAGACGCUCAGCCAAUGACAUGUGUUAGCUGGUUGUCUGUUAAUGUGCCUCCUCAGCUGACACGCCUGAUUUUUAAUUUAGAUAAACUGCCACUUAAAUGUGCGGUGGUGUGAGUGUGUGUGUCUUUUUGGAAAUAAACUGCAGUUCCCUCAGCGGUGGAAUCGGCACCCCACACCACCCACACGUUGAAUAAUCCGCGCGCAUAUCUACCCAGUGGUUUGAAAACAAUGCCGAGUGUGAUUCUUAGCCGGCUAUUUGUGAAACCUCAGUCCUGAACAGGGGGCUCUUACAAACUUACAUAAUGCUCCCUGCUCAACGGUAAUCCCGCUUAUGCUGAGUGAGUCCCCCCAUGUGAUGGAGCUGAGGGGUUGGGUGAGACUGCUGAGACCAUCGGCAAGGCACGGACCUCGGUAGACGUCGGUCACAUGGCCCACAAUCUGCAGGGAGUUUAUAAGAGGAGACGCUCAUCACGGGAAGUAUGCUUUGUGGUUCCGAGAUGGUCAUGGAGCACUCGUUCAUCCUUCACUUCUGACUCAGGAACCAUGAGAGUGGAUUUCAGCUGGUGAUUCGACGGGUCACAUUUAGGAGCCCAGGAGACGCCCCUACCCCCUGUCCUCCCCUCUCUCCCCACGUUCCCGCUCCCACUUCCCUUAUUUGUCUUCUUUCUGCUUCCCUGCGAUCCAUCCUUGGAGUGUCACCAUGCUGAUCAAGGAGUACCGCAUCCCCAUGCCCAUGAGUGUGGAGGAGUACCGCAUCGCCCAGCUCUACAUGAUCCAGAAAAAGAGCCGGGAGGAGAGCUGUGGAGAAGGUAGCGGAGUGGAGAUCCUGGAAAACAAGCCCUACUCGGAUGGACCGGGUGGGAUCGGCCAGUACACCCACAAAGUUUACCACAUUGGCAUGCACAUUCCGAGCUGGUUUCGCUCCAUCCUGCCCAAAGCAGCUCUCAGAGUUGAAGAGGAGUCCUGGAACGCCUACCCUUACACCCGCACCAGAUACACCUGCCCCUUUGUUGAGAAGUUCUCCAUUGACAUUGAGACCUACUACAAGCCUGACACUGGAAGCCAAGCGGAUGUCUUCAACCUGUCAGCUGCAGACAAGAGACAGAGGACGAUCGACCCCAUCGAUAUCGUGACUGAUCCAAUCCCGCCCCAUGAAUACAAGCUAGAGGAGGACCCUCGCAUUUACAAGUCAGCCAAGACGCAGCGGGGUCCGCUGCUGGACAACUGGAUAGAGGACUACAACAACAACCCGGGGAAGACCCCGAUCAUGUGUGCCUACAAGCUGUGCAAGGUGGAAUUCCGCUAUUGGGGCAUGCAGUCAAAGAUCGAGCGGUUUAUCCACGAUGUUGGCUUGAGAAAGGUGAUGGUGCGUGCCCACCGGCAGGCCUGGUGCUGGCAGGACGAAUGGUACGGUCUGACCAUGGAAGAUAUCCGGCAGCUGGAGCUGGAGACCCAGCUGACCCUGGCCAAGAAGAUGGCCCAGUUCAGCCAGGCGGAGGAGGCCACCGAGGCCAACGGUGGGACGCCGUCGCCCGACAAGGAGCAGGAGGCUAAAGAAGCCAUCAGUUCUAUUGAAGCUGAGGAAGUGGUGGUCCGAUCCCCGGGAGAGACUCUCCAGCCUCGAGGUGUGCUCACCAAACAGUGGUCUACAUCUUCACGAUCGUCACGCUCGUCCAAGAGAGGUGCGAGCCCGUCACGCCACAGCCUCUCGGAGUGGAGGAUGCAGAGCAUCGCCAGGGACUCUGAAGACAGCUCGGACGAGGAGUUCUUCGACGCGCACGAGGAUCUGUCAGAGGGCGAGGAGAUUUUCCCAAAAGAGAUUGCCAAGUGGAAUUCCAACGACCUCAUGGAUAAGAUCGAAGCAGCGGACGCAGAAGAAGCCCCAGGCGGACUCUUCAAAGAGAUGACGGUGGACUACGAGAGAGCGGCCACGGAGGACAGACUGGACGAGAUGCGUGGCACAGUUAGAGACCAGGCCAAUAGCUCUCCCAUUCCCACCAUCACAGUCACCAGGCACCAGUCAGAGGCUUCGUCCCAGCAGUGCCUGCAGCCGUCAAAGAUCCAUGUUCUGAUCCUGGUUCUGCAUGGUGGGAGGAUCCUGGACACGGGCGGAGGUGACCAGAGCAGCAAGCAGGCCGACGUCAACACAAUCAGCACCGCUUUCGACACAGUCAUGCGUGUUCACUACCCCGCGGCGCUGGGACGCAUCGCCAUCCGCUUGGUGCCCUGCCCUGCCAUCUGCGCGGAGGCCUUCUCCCUCGUAUCCAACCUGAGCCCGUACAGCUACGACGAGGGCUGUUUGUCCAGCAGCCAAGACCACAUCCCCCUGGCAGCCCUGCCACUCCUGGCCACCUCCUCUCCUCAGUACCAGGAAGCCGUGGCGGCGGUCAUCGUGCGAGCCAACCAAGUGUUCAAUGACUUCAUCAAGUCUCUGGAUGGAGCGACCUUCUCUGGCCAGGUUUGCCUCAUUGGGGACUGUGUUGGUGGAAUCCUGGGGUUCGAUGCUCUAUGCAGCAGCAACCAGACCGUCAAUGAAAGCCAGAACAGCAGCCGCAGAGGCAGCAUUGUCAGUGUUCAGGACCAGGACCUGCUUUCUCCCGGCAUCAUCAUCAACUGCGGUCACGGAUCGUCCUCUCCUACCCUGGAGGGCAGCCGCCACCUCAGCCGCAGCAACAUCGACAUCCCUCGUGCCAGCACCGGCGACGACCCCAAGAGACAGCUGCCGCGGAAGAGGAGCGACUCCUCGACCUACGAGCUGGACACCAUCAAGCAGCACCAAGCUUUUCUGUCCAGCUUACACUCCAGUGUGCUGCGAAGUGACGCAGCCUCAAGGAGGUCGAGCAGCAGCACCAUGUUGGACGGUGGCUCCCUGGGGAAGUUUGACUUUGAGGUGUCCGACUUCUUCCUGUUCGGCUCUCCCCUGGGACUGGUGCUGGCUCUGAGGAAGACUGUCAUACCCAUGCUGGAUGUGGCCCAACUGCGGCCCGCCUGCCAGCAGGUCUACAACUUGUUCCAUCCCGCUGAUCCGUCUGCCUCUCGCCUGGAGCCUCUUCUGGAGAGGAAGUUUCACCUCCUGCCUCCCUUCAACGUUCCCCGCUACCAGCGCUUUCCUCUGGGAGAUGGAAACUCAGCUCUCCUGGUUGAGACAGUCCAGAGCAACACUCAGCUGCUGCUGGACAGUGGACCUCCUCUGUCCCUCCGCUGUCAGGAGACCAUCAGUGAGACCUGCAUCCCUGUCCCCGUGCUAAACUGGCAAGAGGGCUCCCUCAAAGCCACACCUGCCACUAUGGACUCGGAUGUUGUUCAGUCUCAUGGUGGUGUCUUCAUGGACAGUUCGUACCCAUCAUCCCCUGUCACGGGCCCCUUCUCCCGGGGCCAGCGGAGGUCAAGUGAGGUCAGCAUUGCCAGCCAGGUCUCAGGAAUGGCAGACAGUUACACUGCCACCAACAUAGCCAACACCAUCUCAUCCAAAUUAAACACCUCCAAAUCCUUCAGCCUUUUAUCCCAACUGGCCCUAACGUCACAAAACAAAUUCUUCCUGAAAAGUCCGCCCAAAUCUCGUAAGAAAGCCGUGGUCCCAGCAGUACCCGACGAAGCUGAUCCAGUCGAAGUGCUGGAAUGCGAUCCAGAGACUUGUGACGAUCUGAGUCCCUCUGCUCAGUACGAGAACUGCCCGUCAGCGGGGCUGGACUCGGCUAUUUGUGAUCUGGUCUCGCUGGACUCCCAAGCUGAAGUGGAGCAAGUUGCCGCUCGCUGGUGGGGGACCAAACGGCUGGAUUUCGCCCUCUACUGCCCAGACGCACUGACCGCCUUCCCCACCGUGGCGUUACCUCAUCUCUUCCACGCAUCCUACUGGGAGUCUACGGAUGUGGUGUCCUUCCUCCUGAGACAGGUCAUGCGGCAUGAGAACCCCAGCAUCCUCGAGCUUGAUGGCAAAGAGGUGUCUGAAUUCACUCCCUCCAAACCCAGAGAGAAGUGGCUUCGCAAGAGAACUCACGUGAAAAUCAGGAACGUGACCGCAAACCAUCGUGUUAACGACGCCGUGUUCACCGAAGACAGCCAGCAGGUGGUGACCGGCCGCUUUAUGUACGGACCUUUGGACAUGGUGACUUUGGCUGGAGAAAAGGUGGAUCUGCACAUCAUGACGCAGCCUCCGUCCGGGGAGUGGGUCUACUUCAACACUGAGGUGACCAACAGCAGCGGCCGAGUGUCCUUCCUCGUCCCGGAGGACAAACGUUUGGGAAUCGGGGUGUACCCGGUUAAAAUGGUGGUCAGGGGUGACCACACGUUCGCCGACAGCUACUUGACCGUUAUCCCUCGGGGAACCGAGUUUGUGGUGUUCAGCAUCGACGGCUCCUUCGCUGCAAGCGUGUCGAUCAUGGGAAGCGACCCCAAAGUGCGGGCGGGAGCUGUGGAUGUCGUCAGGCACUGGCAGGAUUUGGGCUACCUGAUCAUUUAUGUUACCGGACGGCCGGACAUGCAGAAGCAGCGGGUCGUGGCCUGGCUGUCUCAGCACAACUUCCCGCAUGGCAUCGUCUCCUUCUGUGACGGCUUGGUUCACGACCCACUACGACACAAAGCCAACUUCCUCAAGUCACUGACAGAGGCCCAUAUGAAGAUUUUCGCUGGCUACGGCUCCACCAAAGACAUUUCUGUCUACACCUCCAUCGGCCUGCCCUCCUCUCAGAUAUACAUUGUUGGCCGACCCACCAAGAAGAUGCAGCACCAGUGUCAGUUCAUCACCGAGGGCUACGCCGCACACCUGUCUCUGCUGGAGUACAACCAUCGCUCUCGACCCGCCAAGUCCAGCAGCGCUCGCAUGGUGCUGCGCAAGAGCAGCUUCGGCCUGGGAGCCAACAGUGACUUCCUCAGGAAGCGGAACCACCUGCUGCGCACCAUCUCCUCCCAGCCCUCUCCUACCUCCCCCACUGGAAGCCUCCACAACAGGCCGGAGCGCACGCAAAGCCAGUCGGACAGCGAGCGGCUGGAGAGAGAGCGGCUGGAUCGAGCGUACGGCCACAGCCAGGGGGCGACGCAGCGCAGCAUGAGCAUCACAGCCAGCUGCUGGGGUCGCAGCAGCAGCACCAAGCUGGACCCGGGGAUCCUCAGCCCCAAGUGAUGAGCCAGUGGGGAACAUUCAAAGAAGAGACAUGGGGAAUGAGAGCUUUUGCACCGAAUACAUGGAAACGAUUGGUGCUUUUCACUGAACUAACAGUCUCAAAUAUCUCUCACCUUCACGCAGGAACGUUACCCUUUACAGCAUCUGUGGCUUGUGUUGGCAAAAAGUACGUUUUGGAUGGAUCCGGGGCUCGGGUGGCAUCUGAACUCAUUCACGCUCACUCAGUUGUAACUCAACAAGGUGAGAGUAGACGCAGUUCAAAGGACCUCAACAUCGGAAUGCUAACAGCAUACAGAGUGAUAAUAAUCUCAUUUUGUAAGACACAAAUCAGCCUAAAUUCUUCGACACGUGAUGAAAGCCAAAUAUUUAAGUGUUAAAUCUACAAUUAUUCAACUAGUAUCAACUCCUGGGUUGAAUGUCAGUUCCAGCUCUUCAAUGGCUUCCAUCGAUGUUUGUAUUGUAUCGCUUGUCUGACCGAGCCGGACCCUGAUUUAGAGCUUACUUUUCUCUGCGGGUUGCAAAGCACACGACUGAUCCAAGUGUCGUUUUGUAAUAUGACGUAGGCGGUUUAGCACGGCCAUUUAACCUCUCGCCUCCUUCCUGUUCGGGUGUCACCACGUCUCACUCCAGCUAAAGCACAAACACUCCAGAACGUUGUGUGGAGAUAGAGUUUGCUUCUUAUUCAAUCAUGUUUACAGAAAAAAAAGUAGUUUGGAACACAAAAGGGAUUCACACUCCACAGACUCAAGCUGUUAGUUCUCUUUAGAGUUAGCGUCUUUCUAUAUUGACCUUAGUUUCUGUUGUCCUUUUUUGUUUUACCUCAUCGUUCCGUCAUGCAUGUGUAAAUAGCCCUGGGGACUCCUGAACGUGCCAAAGUGAACCGUGGCGAAUGAGCUUCUGUACAUAAACGGAGUUGAAUCAGAGUGUUGAAAUAUAUAUUUGUAAAUAUUUGUGAUAUAGCAAACCUGGUCCACUGAAGACCAGCAUCAAGUGUCUUCUCCACUCUGGGGUGAAUACAGACCUCCUUCAGGAUACAUAUUAUGAUUAUACCAACAAUGGUUAUCAUUGUUAUUUAAAGGUGAUAUUUUAAUUGUGAACAAAAAUGUGCUUUAAUAUUAUUUAAGCUAUUUUGUGUUUCCUUUUUUUCAUUUCUUUUAGUUGCAGCAGCCAAACUUCCAGUUCCAGUUUGAGUAUUUUUUUUAAAUUAUUAUUAUUAUUAUUGUACCGUGCAGAGCAGCAGAAUUGUAUCAGGAGAGGUGAUAUCUUGUGUCAUAUAUUGUCUGUUAUCCAAUCUACUUUGGACAUACAAGAUAUGGUUUCUCUGUUGUUAGCCCUACGCUGUACAUGAAUGUGUCCACAGAUAAUCGCUCCGUUUUGCUGCACCUUGAGGAAUGAUGUACAUUUUGUAAAAUAUACUGUCAAGACAAGAACACAAAGCUUAUUUUAUGCUCUUGCCAAGACUUUGUGUCCUUCGUCUUCAUUUGCAUUGUUUGUUUGCUCGGAGAAAGAGGCAGAGCGAAUGCGAUGGACCAAUGUUUGCAGAAAUGCGAGGAAGGGAAAUGUGCAAUAUGGCUCAACUUCACCACAAAAGUGCACAACAGUCAAGUAAAGAAUAUGUCAUUCAAAGUACAAGUUGUCUCUAGAAAACAAAGCUGCUCGGUCUCCUAUAACUGUCAGAGAUGUAGGUGUUGAAGAACCAGGCCGUGACGGUCAUUCUGGAUCUCAUCGCAGACCAUGUGAUCAUAUUGGCUUUAGCACCGGGGAUGAAAUGAUCAAAGAGAGCAUAUUUCUCACUUGUGUCUUGGGAUCUUGUUCAUGGCUGUGGGAUGAAUUAGGAUCAGCAGGACUAGCGAGUCUAUUGUGGCGAGGAAAGAGCUGAGCCAAAAGGCAAGGUUAAUCUAUGUUCCAUGAGCUUGAGAGAGAACGUGGUGGACCGGAUACUUGUGGCUCUGAUAUCUUAUCCACCAUGUGAGAUUUUGCACGCGUGUCCAACUGUGGGGGAACAUGUUGGACCGUCUGUUGUCCACCUCAGAGAGGUUUAUGUAUAAUCUAUUCUUUAUCAACACAGAAAAAGUAGUUUUCUGAGUAGAAAGAGUAGAAAUCCUUUGAACCAGUCGGAUUUAAGACUCAUGUCCCCAGUUCAGAGUGUAAACAAUUGUUAUGCACAUGUUUAAAGAAGUUCUUUCAAUCUGUUUACGCACUGCAGCUCAUAACUGAGCUGAACGUCAGCCCUCUGGCUCAGCUCUUUUUCCUGUCAUGAAGGAGCUGCAAAGCAAACUAACACAGUCCAUACAUCAAGUAUGAAACACAGAUUAAGUCUUUACAGCUCUUCCUCGCCAAUAAAAAUCUGCUUUUGUGUAGAAAUCCUCAUGAGCACCAGUCCAUGGCAGAUCCCUGAUGUUUGUGGUGUUGCUGACCUGCUGACCUUCACAUUGUCCUCACCACGUUUCUGUCAUUAAUGGAGGCGUCCGCCUCAGAUCAGUUGUUCUGUUUCCUCUUGUCCUGCUUCCUGAAGCCACCACCCUGCUAAUGUUUGCCUUCGGAAACCUCACACAGGUAUAGACGAUUCUGGAAAACAUGCAUUUGCUAUUAUUCUCCUGCCUUUGAAGCUCAUUUCCGAAAUAUUUCAACAUCUAGAAUGUAGAAAAUGAAGCACUGAAGUUUGGAUACCUCUGGGCAGAUGACUCUGCUUCUGACGCACACGUUACCAGAGGCCUUAUACCCCGCCCCUCCCCUCUCUGCCUUACACACCGUCGCGUUGCGGGGUGAAGGACCACCCUGGAAGAAACGGCCAUACUUUUCUUAAAAAAAGGUUUUGGUUUGAGUAGAAGAAAGACGUAUUCACCCACUUUCACCGCGACCCGUCACUGCUCACCUGGUUCAACGAACUGUCCUCAACCCCCAGCUUUCACAGCGACGGACCCGUGCAUCCUCAUAUAGGCUUGGCAAAUAUUUUCAUUGUACAAGGUGUGUAUUUUGUAGAUUUUGAAAUGACUAUGUUUAUUGUUUUUAUGAAAGUGUAUAAAGGACAUGUCAAAUCAAUGUG
Synchiropus splendidus (mandarinfish) is the source of this 9242-nucleotide messenger RNA. Its product is annotated as membrane-associated phosphatidylinositol transfer protein 2-like. Gene Ontology annotation, cellular component: cytoplasm. Gene Ontology annotation, biological process: phospholipid transport. The transcript has 27 exons. Gene Ontology annotation, molecular function: phosphatidylcholine binding; metal ion binding; phosphatidylinositol transfer activity. NCBI's taxonomy places the organism in Eukaryota, Metazoa, Chordata, Actinopteri, Syngnathiformes, Callionymidae. The coding region runs from base 1778 to 6196 and encodes 1472 amino acids. The record is from RefSeq and is a predicted model, not a curated record.